AUGGGUUACAAAUGCAUUCAGUGUGGGUGUCCUGUCAAAACACUUUACGUGCAGUAUUCUCCUGGCAACAUUCGAUUGAUGAAAUGUGAGAAUUGCAAGGCUGUGGCAGACGAAUAUAUUGAAUGUGAAAACAUGAUUCUUGUAAUAGAUUUAAUACUUCAUAAGCCCAAGGCCUAUAGACAUCUCCUCCACAAUGUCAUCAAUCAAGAAACAAUGAAGUUUCAGGGACUACUCUGGAAAUUGGCUGUCAUGUUUCUUCUCUUUGAAGCUUACAGAUGUUUGAUCUUGGAAAAGGGAAAACUGGAUUCAUCAAUGAGCGUCUCUUCAUUAGUAUCAAUAUGCUGGAAGGUGCUGACGGAUGUUUUAUUUGGGAACUUUAUGUUUCUUUUAACUUUCAUCUUUAUGAUUAAGAUAUUUUUCCAUGUAUCAAUCACCAUCUCCAGGGGCAUUGACCUUUUGCUUAUACUAAUGAUUUCAAGUUACUUCAAGAUGUUUCUUGUUGCCAUGAUGGUCUGGGAGUUUCCAUCUUCAGUGAUCUUCAUCAUUGAAUUAUUUUGUUUAUCAUCUAAUUCUGUUGCAUUGAAAGUGAUGACUGAGUCAACUAUAAGUCGUUGUGUUUGGACCUGCUUCAGUGCAUAUGCUAUAAAAUAUUUGGUCACUCGGAUACUGGAGCUCAUGUUGUUGGGGCAAUUGAUGCAAGGCUGGAGUCAAAUGUCAUGCUCAUUCUUUAAAGCUAGCAUGAUUUAG
Sphenostylis stenocarpa is the source of this 747-nucleotide messenger RNA. The record is from the annotation of a GenBank genome assembly. Lineage: Eukaryota; Viridiplantae; Streptophyta; Magnoliopsida; Fabales; Fabaceae.